Echinops telfairi (small Madagascar hedgehog) is the source of this 5600-nucleotide messenger RNA. RefSeq names its product pleckstrin homology like domain family B member 1 (gene PHLDB1). Gene Ontology annotation, cellular component: basal cortex. Gene Ontology annotation, molecular function: protein binding. Gene Ontology annotation, biological process: regulation of microtubule cytoskeleton organization. Bases 165 to 4532 code for a protein of 1455 amino acids. NCBI's taxonomy places the organism in Eukaryota, Metazoa, Chordata, Mammalia, Afrosoricida, Tenrecidae. The record is from RefSeq and is a predicted model, not a curated record. The transcript has 26 exons.
GGAGGCCACGGCGGCCGAGGUGGAUGAAGGCACCCGGCCCUCCAUUCUAGCGCCCCACAGCUGCUGGCGAUUUCAAGCUGGUGCCUGUGGGAUCAGACGGCAGCUCCGCUCCUGACAAGAAUAGAAUAACCCAUUAACAAAGAAAGAAACAACCGGAAGAUCAAAUGGACCCCUAUUGUGGAUUUCAAUUUUACAUCCAACGACAGGGGGUGCGCCGGAGCCCCAGAACGAUGGACAGGAAGCAGGUAGGCCCUGGACGCCAGAUGCAGGCCAUGGCACAGAAGGGACCCCUGGACCUGAUUGAGACAGGCCAAGGGCUGAAAGUGCAGACGGACAAGCCCCACCUGGUGAGCCUGGGCAGUGGGCGGCUCAGCACGGCCAUCACUCUCCUGCCGCUGGAGGAAGGGAGGACUGUGAUUGGCUCCGCGGCCAGGGACAUCUCACUGCAGGGCCUGGGCCUGGCUGCAGAGCACUGCUACAUCGAGAACCUACGGGGCACCCUCACCCUCUACCCAUGCGGCAAUGCCUGCACCAUUGAUGGGCUCCCUGUCCGGCAGCCCACCCGGCUCACUCAGGGCUGUAUGUUGUGCCUGGGCCAGUCUACCUUCCUCCGCUUUAACCAUCCGGCCGAAGCCAAGUGGAUGAAGAGCAUGAUUCCGGCAGGGGGCCGGGCCCCGGGGCCCCCCUACACCCCCAGCCCUGCUGAGUCCGAAAGCCUGGUGAAUGGAAACCACGUCCCGCUGCCUCCCCCCCGGGUCCCCCCGGCCUGUGCCAGCCACAGUUCCCUGGUGAGUUCCAUCGAGAAGGACCUGCAGGAGAUCAUGGACUCGCUGGUGCUGGAGGAGCCUGGAGCUGCUGCCAAGAAGCCUGCUGCCACCUCCCCUCUGUCACCGAUGGCUAAUGGAGGGCGCUACCUGCUGUCCCCUCCAACCAGCCCUGGCACCAUGUCCGUGGGCUCCAGCUACGGGAACACGUCGCCAGCCUUCUCCCCACUCUCCUCACCAGCCAGCAGCGGGAGCUGUGCCAGCCACUCGCCCAGUGGGCAGGAGCCAGGACCUUUGAUGCCCCCGCUGGUGCCUGCCCGCUCCUCCAGCUAUCAUCUGGCCCUGCAGUCCCCACAGCCCCGUCUCAGUGGUGCCCGGCCCUCUGAAAGCCCCCAGCUGAGCAGAAAAGGAGGCCACGAGCGGCCCCCCAGCCCUGGCCUCCGGGGUCUGCUGACGGACAGCCCUGCCGCCACUGUCCUGGCAGAGGCCCGCAGAGCCACCGAGAGCCCCCGGCUGGGUGGACAGCUGCCUGUGGUGGCUAUCAGCCUGAGUGAAUACCCUGCUUCCGGUGCCCGCAGCCAACCCGCCAGCAUUCCUGGCAGCCCCAAGUUCCAGCCUCCAGUCCCUGCUCCCCGCAGCAAGCUGGGCACACUCCAGGACCGCCCGCCCAGCCCUUUCCGGGAGCCGCCUGGCCCAGAUCCGAUGCUGACAACCAGCCCCUCUCGCCAGCUGGUGGGCCGGACCUUUUCUGACGGGUCCGCUGCCCGCAUGCUGCAGCCUCCAGAGAGCCCCCGUCUGGGCCAGCGGGGCCUGGACAGUCUGCGGGAACUCCCUCCCUUGAGCCCAUCCCUGCCCCGCCGGGCACUCUCCCCGGUGCCAACUCGGACCACCCCGGAUUCCAAGCUGACCAGGGACGUGGCAGAGAGUCCCAGGCCCCGGCGCUGGGCAGCUCAUGGGCCGUCGCCGGAAGACUUCUCCCUGACUCUGGGUGGACGGGGACGCAGGACACGGAGCCCCUCGCCCACACUGGGGGAGCCUCUGGCACCCCGCAAGGGCAGCUUCAGUGGCCGACUGAGCCCGGCCUAUAGUCUGGGCUCACUGACGGGGACCUCACCUCGCCAGAGCCCCCAUGCCCAGAGGAAGCUCUCCAGUGGGGACCUGCGCGUGCCCGCCCCCCGGGAGCGGAAGAACAGCAUCACUGAGAUCAGUGAGGAGGACGACCUCCUGGACUACCACCGGCGGCAGCGCCAGGAGAGGCUGCGGGAGCAGGAGAUGGAGAAGCUGGAACGCCAGCGUCUGGAGACCAUCCUGAACCUGUGUGCCGAGUAUAGCCGGGCCGAUGGGGCCCCUGAGGCCGGGGACCUGCCCAGCAUCGGAGAGGCCACUGCAGCUCUGACGCUGGCCAGCUGGAGGCCCUCGAGGGCCCUUGCAGGCGCUGCGGGGCCUUGUGCACGGAGCAACCAGGAGCCUGGAGGCGCCCCCCAGCGCCUGUGGGAGAGCAUGGAGCGCUCAGAUGAGGAAAAUCUGAAGGAGGAGUGCAGUAGCACCGAAAGCACCCAGCAGGAGCAUGAAGAUGCGCCCAGCACCAGGCUCCAGGGAGAGGUGGCGGCUUUGGAAGAGGAGCGGGCUCGUGUGCUGGGCCGAGUGGAGCAGCUCAAGGGCAGGGUGAAGGAGCUGGAGCAGCAGCUGCAGGAGUCUGCCCGGGAGGCCGAGAUGGAGCGGGCACUGCUGCAGGGGGAGAGGGAGGCUGAGCGGACACUCCUGCAGAAGGAGCAGAAGGCGGUGGAGCAGCUGCAGGAGAAGCUGGCGAGCCUGGAGACCAGCAUCCCAAAGGAGAGGGACAAGGAGAGGGCGGAGCUGGCCGCGGGACGGAGGCACCUGGAGGCCCGCCAGGCGCUCUACGCCGAGCUCCAGACGCAGCUCGAUAACUGCCCCGAGUCAGUGCGGGAACAGUUACAGGAGCAGCUGAGAAGGGAGGCGGAGGCCCUGGAGACGGAGACGAAGCUCUUCGAGGACCUGGAGUUCCAGCAGCUGGAGCGGGAGAGCCGCGCGGAGGAGGAGCGGGAGCUGGCCAGCCAGGGGCUGCUGCGGAGCAGGGCCGAGCUGCAGCGCAGCGUCGCCAAGAGGAAGGAGCGCCUGGCUGUGCUGGACAACCAGGCGGGACAGAUCCGGGCCCAAGCCGUGCAAGACUCGGAGCGCCUGGCCCGGGACAAGAACGCCUCUUUGCAGCUGCUACAGAAGGAGAAGGAGAAGCUGUCCAUGCUGGAAAGACGCUACUACACUCUCACUGGGGGCAGGCCAUUCCCGAAGACCACCACCCUCAAAGAGAUGGAGAAGCUGCUGCCCCCUGCGGUAGACUUAGAGCAGUGGUAUCAGGAACUGAUGGCCGGGCGGGGGACGGGGCCUGCUGCCUCCCCUCACUCCUCCCCGCCUCCUCUGCCCGCCAAGGUCUCCCAUCAGCUACAGGUUUACCGCUCCAAGAUGGAUGGCGAGGCCACCAGCCCCUUGCCCCGGACCCGGAGUGGCCCCCUCCCCUCCUCCUCUGGCUCGUCUUCAUCCUCUUCCCAGCUCAGUGUGGCGACCCUGGGCCGCAGCCCCUCCCCGAAGAGUGCCCUGCUCACCCACAACGGCACAGGAAGCCUUCCUCGAAACCUGGCAGCCACACUGCAAGACAUCGAGACCAAGCGCCAGCUAGCCCUGCAGCAGAAGGUCGACUCGCUGCCUGCCGGGCCCCACCCUGCCGAUGAGCCAGCAGGGCAGCAGGUGAUUGAGGAGCAGCGGCGGCGGCUGGCCGAGCUGAAGCAGAAGGCUGCAGCUGAGGCCCAGUGUCAGUGGGACGCACUACACGGGGCGGGCCCCUUCCCAGCAGCCCCCUUGGGCUUCCCCCCGCUCAUGCACCACUCCAUCCUGCACCACCUGCCGGCAGGCCGGGAGCGUGGGGACGACGGGGAGCACGCUUAUGACACGCUGAGUCUGGAGAGCUCGGACAGCAUGGAGACCAGCCUCUCCACGGGGGGCAACUCAGCCUGCUCCCCAGACAACAUGUCCAGUGCCAGCGGCUUGGACGUGGGGAAGCUGGAGGAGAUGGGGAAGAUGCUGAAAGAGGCUCACGCCGAGAAGAGCCGGCUCAUGGAGUCCAGGGAGCGGGAGCUGGAGCUGCGGAGACAGGCCCUGGAGGAGGAGCGGCGGAGGCGGGAGCAGGUGGAGCGGAGGUUGAACAGCGAGAGUGCCCGGAGGCAGCAGCUGGUGGAGAAGGAGGUCAAGAUGCGGGAGAAGCAGUUCUCCCAGGCACGACCUCUGACCAGAUACCUACCAAUCCGGAAGGAGGACUUUGACCUGAAGACCCACAUCGAGUCCUCAGGCCAUGGGGUGGACACCUGCCUGCACGUGGUGCUUAGCAGCAAGGUCUGCCGCGGCUACUUGGUCAAGAUGGGGGGCAAGAUUAAGUCCUGGAAGAAGCGCUGGUUUGUCUUUGACCGGAUCAAGCGCACCCUCUCCUAUUAUGUGGACAAGCACGAGACGAAGCUGAAGGGUGUCAUCUACUUCCAGGCCAUCGAGGAGGUCUACUACGACCACCUGCGCAGUGCAGCCAAGAAAAGGCUUUUCAGCUUCACUGUGGUGACUGAGAGCCCAAACCCAGCCCUCACUUUCUGCGUGAAGACCCAUGACCGGCUGUACUACAUGGUGGCCCCCUCUGCAGAGGCCAUGCGCAUCUGGAUGGAUGUCAUUGUCACCGGGGCUGAAGGCUACACCCAGUUUAUGAACUGACACCACAGGCCUCCCUGGACCCUUGGGCUGGUCCUGCCACCCAUGCCCAGCCACCUGCUGCUCUGCCAACUCUUAAGAUGGUCACACAGUGGACCCUGGCCUGAAAGGGGGAGUGGAGCCAGGCCUCCGAGACCUGUGCUGUAGGGUGGGAGGCUCCGUUCAGGGGUCCCGGACUUCAGCCCCAUGAGAACCAGCCCAGAGAUGAUAGGUGGGGAGGGGCCUCUCCUGCCUCCUGGACCCUGCGGUAACCAGAGUGAGGCCAGGCACCCCAGAGAGGGUCUCCCGCUCAGAGCUGGCCCUGCCUCUGUAAGGGACACACUGGUCUGAUUCCGCCAAAGAUCCCUGCCUGCUUCAGCUCCCUGCUGUGCAGUCCCUCAGGAGCUGACAGCACAUCCAGAGUGGGGGCAGCUCAGGCCGCAGUGUUCCCAGCCCCACCCCACCCCAUCCUCCGCCCACCUUUUUUUAACUCAAGGGCCAGAGACAGCAGCGUGUCAGCCUGGAGCUCCCAGCCCCAUCCCUAGUUGUGGACCCAGCCCCGUGGUCCCCAUAGCGAUGGCUCCAUCACCAUGGUUACAUGUUGCCGUGGCGUUGGGGCUUGGCAUCCACUUCAGCCUGACGGUCUGUGCCACCAUCUCUCCAGCCAUUCCCCUGGGCCCCUUCCCCGGGCUCUUGCCUGUCUCAGGGCCCCUCCCCGCCCACUCCCACUCGUGCCUUGCUCAGGGCCAGAAGGGAGAGCGAGCGAGCGAGUGAGCGAGGGAAGGAGCGAGGGAACUCGGGAAGGCCUUCCUUGCUCCUGCACAGGGCUGAGCUUCUGCCCAGUGGCUCCCCACGGGGAAGCCUGCUCCAGAGAGGAGUGAAGACAGGAGCUGGCGCUCUGGCCCACUCUCCCCUCCUCCCAGGAAGGUGAUGGGAAGGGACAGCCGGCCAGCGAGCUGCCCCGCACGCCUUAACACUAACCCUCUUCCCUUGCCCUUCCCCAGCACCAAGGCCCGUGGCUGUCUAGGCCUGGGCUGGGGGGUUUCAGUAUUUGUAAGCAUUUCAGCAGAACAAUAAAGCAUUUGGAGUACA